Molecule: messenger RNA, 1443 nt
Organism: Strongyloides ratti
Lineage: Eukaryota; Metazoa; Nematoda; Chromadorea; Rhabditida; Strongyloididae
Product: Actin, alpha cardiac muscle 1
Exons: 4
Coding region: 1-1443 (480 amino acids)
Biological process (GO): mitotic cytokinesis
Source: RefSeq, a predicted model, not a curated record
AUGUGUGACGAAGAAGUUGCUGCCCUUGUUGUUGAUAAUGGAUCAGGUAUGUGCAAAGCUGGAUUUGCAGGAGAUGAUGCUCCACGUGCCGUCUUCCCAUCUAUUGUUGGAAGACCAAGACAUCAAGGAGUCAUGGUUGGUAUGGGACAAAAAGACUCAUAUGUAGGUGAUGAAGCUCAAUCAAAAAGAGGUAUUCUUACUCUUAAAUACCCAAUUGAACACGGUAUUGUCACCAACUGGGAUGAUAUGGAAAAAAUCUGGCAUCACACUUUCUACAAUGAGCUUCGUGUAGCUCCAGAAGAACACCCAGUUCUUCUUACCGAAGCCCCACUUAAUCCAAAGGCUAACAGAGAAAAGAUGACACAAAUUAUGUUCGAAACAUUCAAUACCCCAGCCAUGUAUGUUGCUAUUCAAGCUGUUCUUUCUCUCUAUGCUUCUGGACGUACCACUGGUGUUGUCCUUGAUUCUGGAGAUGGUGUUACUCACACCGUACCAAUCUAUGAAGGAUAUGCUCUUCCACAUGCUAUCCUUCGUCUUGAUUUGGCUGGACGUGAUCUCACUGAUUACCUUAUGAAAAUCCUUACUGAACGUGGUUAUUCAUUCACCACAACCGCUGAACGUGAAAUUGUUCGUGAUAUCAAAGAAAAACUCUGUUAUGUUGCCCUUGACUUCGAACAAGAAAUGGCCACUGCUGCUUCAUCUUCUUCUCUUGAAAAAUCAUAUGAACUUCCUGAUGGACAAGUUAUCACUGUCGGUAAUGAACGUUUCCGUUGUCCAGAAGCUAUGUUCCAACCAUCAUUCUUGGGUAUGGAAUCUGCUGGUAUUCAUGAAUCUACCUACAACUCUAUCAUGAAAUGUGAUAUUGAUAUCCGUAAAGAUCUUUAUGCUAACACCGUUCUUUCUGGAGGUACCACAAUGUAUCCAGGUAUUGCUGAUCGUAUGCAAAAGGAAAUCACCGCUCUUGCCCCAUCUACAAUGAAAAUUAAAAUCAUUGCUCCACCAGAAAGAAAAUACUCUGUCUGGAUUGGAGGAUCCAUCUUGGCUUCUCUUUCCACCUUCCAACAAAUGUGGAUCUCCAAACAAGAAUAUGAUGAAUCAGGUCCAUCAAUCAGUAAUGGAUUUGUUUUGGGAGCAUUAGCAUUAGCAGCAAUUGGAUAUGGGGGAAAAUUUUUUUUACGACAUCAAAAAUCUAUAAAAAAGGCUGCUGAAUCUUUACCAGGAGCAAGUGAUGCUUUUUCAAAAUAUUAUAAAGGUGGUUUUGAACCAAAGAUGACGAGAAGGGAGGCAGCACUAAUUUUGGGUGUACAACCAUCAGCAAAACCAAUUAAAAUAAAAGAAGCUCAUAAAAGAAUUAUGAUUGCAAAUCAUCCUGAUAGAGGUGGAUCACCAUAUUUGGCAGCUAAGAUUAAUGAAGCAAAAGAAAUGUUAGAUUCAAAAACAUAA